Molecule: messenger RNA, 2479 nt
Organism: Culicoides brevitarsis
Lineage: Eukaryota; Metazoa; Arthropoda; Insecta; Diptera; Ceratopogonidae
Product: xylulose kinase
Exons: 2
Coding region: 341-2029 (562 amino acids)
Biological process (GO): D-xylose metabolic process; xylulose metabolic process; phosphorylation
Cellular component (GO): cytosol
Molecular function (GO): D-xylulokinase activity
Source: RefSeq, a predicted model, not a curated record
UCAUUCAUAGAAACGAGCCAAAUAGAAAGCAACAACAACAACAAGACAGAGUUCACGAAAAUCGUCCAAGCAAAAUCAAAAUCACGUCAAAAUAUCAGUCUCGACAAUGAAUGGGAAAAAAUAACGGUAAAUGUUGUGCUCGAAGUAAAUUAAGUCAUUCGAAGUUCAGCCAGCAUUCGGUGUGGGAGUGCAAAUGUGCAAUAAAAAAAGCUUUUUAAGGAGAAUUUUUUUGACGACGUCGUCGAUGAGUAAUAAAAGCGAGUUUUUCUGUGAUUCGUCGAGCAACCUGUAAAAAAAAUUUUUUUUUUUUUUUAAUUUUUUGUGAAAUAAUUUUUAAGCAAUGAUACCUGAAGAGCGUCAAACGUUCCUUGGAUUCGACUUAUCAACGCAAAAGUUGAAGGCGAUCCAGCUAAACGCGCAAUUGGAGGUCCUGGUGCAUGCCGAAGUGAAAUUCGACACAGAUUUGCCGGAAUUUCGCACAACGGGCGGCGUCAAUCAUGUGGGCCUCGACAAAAAACAGGAAUUUUUCGUGCAACCCGUGAUGUGGGUAAAAGCCUUGGACAUGGUAUUGGACCGUCUUGUUGUUCAGGGGGCGGAUUUGGGUACUGUCGUUGCUGUUUCAGGCAGUGCCCAGCAACAUGGGUCACUUUAUUGGACCCGACAUGGCAUUGAAACGCUAAAAAAACUCGAUCCCGAUAAAUUUCUGCACUGCCAGAUCGACGAUUCGGCCUUUGCGACAACUCGAACGCCCAUUUGGAUGGACAACAGCACCCAAAAGCAAUGCAUCGAGAUGGAAGAAGCGAUCGGGGGACGUCAUGUGAUGGUAGAAGUGACAGGUUCAAAGUGUUAUGCGCGUUUUACGGGACCCCAGAUACGAAAAAUGUACCAAAUGAGAGACGAGGCAUACAAACAUACCGAACGAAUAUCGCUCGUAAGCAGUUUUUUGGCUUCCAUGUUCCUCGGGGAUGUCGCGCCAAUCGAUUUUAGUGAUGCAAGUGGCAUGAAUCUCUUUGACAUUAACGAAAGGCGAUGGUCUGAUUUGUGUUUGAAUGCUUGUGCGCCGGAUUUGGGCGAAAAAUUGGGAGAUCCAGUACCAACUUCGACGGUUAUUGGCAAUAUUGGGACUUUUUUUGUGCAGAGAUAUGGUUUUCCGAGCGAUUGUCGGGUCAUUGCAUGUACGGGCGACAAUCCAAGUGCCUUAGCGGGAAUGGUAAUUGGCACAGAUUGGCUUGCCAUGUCACUCGGGACGUCAGAUACCAUCAUGAUGGGUCUCCAAAAGCCGCCGCAUCUCGACGAAGGACAUGUUUUGGUGCAUCCGACAGCCGAAGGGUUCAUGGGACUUUUAUGUUUUCGCAAUGGAUCACUUGUACGUGACAUUUUCAAGCGUUCCGAGGCAAAUAACAACUGGGAAUACUUCAGUGAGUUCCUGGAUUCGACGCCACGCGGCAAUUUUGGCAAUAUGGCGUUGCAUUUUCAGACAAAAGAAAUUAUCCCGGCAUGUAAAGGCGUUCUGCGAUGGAAUAAACUCAGUUCAAGUGACUCGGAAAUUUCCAUGAAAGGCGUUACAAAGUUCGGAAGUCCUCAAACCGAAGUCAGGGCCUUGAUUGAAGGACAAAUGUUGCAUCGAAAAGCCGUUGCGUCAGACAUGGGCUUCAGUUUUGGUGAAACUACAAAGAUUUUAGCGACGGGCGGUGCCUCUAACAACAAAUCCAUCCUUCAAGUCGUCUCGGAUGUCUUUAAUGCGCCGGUUUAUACGCAAAAAACGGCAGAAGCGGCGUUACAUGGCGCCGCCUUUCGUGCCGCAUAUGGACAUUAUAUGAUGACGAAGGCAGCAACGAUUAGCAAAGCGGGCGAUGAAAACGCAAAAAUUCUCACGUACCAUGAUUUUAUACUCAAUUUCGUGAUUAAGAACACGCAAAAAGUCUGUGAGCCGAGCAAAGAUGCCUUUGACGUUUAUGAGCCGAUGAUCGCACGAUAUCGCGAAAUGGUGAAUGUUCUGAUGAAGAUACAGGAUCAAGAUGGACAUUAAUUUAAAACAUUCCAUUAACUUAAAAAAAAAAACACAAAGUAGCAACUCUCAGGUCACAAAAAAAAAUUUAAAAAAAAAAGUUAACAAAUAUCUGAUGAUCAUAACCUCAAAUUGACCCACAUUGCGACUCGUGACUCCUUAUCAGUUCGUUAAACACGUGCGCGGUGCACUUUUUGACAGCUAAGAGCUUUUAUACUUACUUAAUGUUAAUUAAUUAGGUUGAGGCGAUAAGGAAAAAUGUUUCAUAAUACUUCAGAGAUUUUAAAAUUUUACGAAAUUUUUGCAUAAUUUUUUAGUUUGAAUUAGCUUAAAAGCGAUUUUCAAAUUUUUUAACUGUCAUAUUUUGAAUUGACAUUUACGAAUUUUUCUCGAAUUUUAAUUAAAAUUAUUCAAUCUACAAAAAAAUGUUAAAAAUUUUUAAUUUAAAUUUAAAUUUUUCCGAAAUUUUUC